This is a messenger RNA of Carassius carassius (crucian carp), 1565 nucleotides long. RefSeq names its product zinc finger protein 271-like. The coding region runs from base 152 to 1483 and encodes 443 amino acids. Gene Ontology annotation, cellular component: nucleus. Gene Ontology annotation, molecular function: RNA polymerase II cis-regulatory region sequence-specific DNA binding; DNA-binding transcription factor activity, RNA polymerase II-specific. NCBI's taxonomy places the organism in Eukaryota, Metazoa, Chordata, Actinopteri, Cypriniformes, Cyprinidae. The record is from RefSeq and is a predicted model, not a curated record. The transcript has 3 exons. Gene Ontology annotation, biological process: regulation of transcription by RNA polymerase II.
UCGUGUGAAUUAUUGUUUCGAUGUUUGGAGAGAUAAUGUUGCUAUAAAAGAAUGUGUCCUUAUCUGUGAGAGGAAUGGAUUCAUAAGUUUGGUGAAGAUCCUCCCACAAAAAUCACACAUUCAGUCAAGCUCCUCCCACAAAGCCUGCAGAAUGAACUUCACUGAAGAACAAAAAGAGUCGCUUGAAGAAAAGGAGAAUAAACAAUUGAGCGAAAUUGAGGAGAAAAAUAAGUCCAAAACUAGAGAAAAACCUUUAAGUUGCUCUCAAACCAAACAGAAAGAUUUAAAGAAAGGAAGAGCCAAGAAAUCUUUCACCUGCACUCAGUGUGGAAAGUGUUUCUCAAGCAAAUCUAGUCUUGAUAUUCACAUGAGAGUUCACACUGGAGAGAAACCAUUCAGUUGUGAUCAGUGCGGAAAGUGUUUCACACAAUCACCAAGCCUUAAGAGACACAUGAAGAUCCACACUGGAGAGAAACCUUACAAGUGUUCACACUGUGACAAGAGAUUCAGUCGGUCAGAAAACCUGAAAACACACAAGAGGAUCCACACAAGAGAGAAACCAUACACAUGUGAUCAGUGUGGGAAGAAUUUUGCACAAAGAGGACACCUUACAGAGCAUAUGAACAUCCACCUUGUAGAAAAACGUUACAAGUGUUUGCACUGUGACAAGAGGUUUAAUCGGUCAGGAUUCCUGAAAAAACAUAAGAUGAUUCACACUGGAGAGAAACCGUACAAGUGUUCACACUGCAACAAGAGAUUUAAUCGGUCAGCAAAUCUGAAAGCACACAAGACUAUCCACACUGAUGAGAAACCAUACACUUGUGAUCAGUGUGGGAAAAGUUUUGUACAAAAAGGACACCUCAAGGUACAUAUGAGAGUUCAUUUUGGAGAGAAGCUGUUCACUUGUGAUCAAUGUGGCAAGAGUUUCAAACAGUCAUCAUAUCUUAAAGGACACAUGAACAUCCACUCUGGAGAGAAACUGUACUCAUGUGAUCAGUGUGGAAAAACAUUUCUGUGGGCUUCAUACCUGAAGAAACACCUGAGUGUUCAUAGAAAGGAGAAGCCAUAUUCAUGUUCUUUAUGUGAGAGGAGUUUUUCACGUCUUGCAAAUUUAAAAGAACAUCAGAAAAUACAUACUGGUGUGAGAGAGUACAUGUGCUUUGACUGUGAAAAGACUUUUUCUUCAGCAAAGUGUUUAAAACGGCAUGAGAGGAUUCACACUGGAGAGAAACCUUAUGAGUGUUCACACUGUGACAAGAGAUUCAGUUAUCGAGAAAAUCUUAAAACACACGAGAGGAUCCACACUGGAGAGAAACCGUACAAGUGUUCACACUGUGACAAGAGAUUCACUCAGUCAAUACAUUUGAAAAGGCACGAGAUGAUUCACACUGGAGAGAAACCGUAUCACUGCACUGCAUGUGGGAAGUGUUUCAAUCGUUCAUCUUCUCUACACAGUCAUACAAAAAACAUUCACAGUAAGUAGAUCAUCUUCAGAUCUGAUGCUGUGUCCUCACCAAAUCUACCACAAUAAUGUGUCAAGCAAUAAAAUAUAAUCUAAAACAAAA